Molecule: messenger RNA, 1446 nt
Organism: Cladophialophora yegresii CBS 114405
Lineage: Eukaryota; Fungi; Ascomycota; Eurotiomycetes; Chaetothyriales; Herpotrichiellaceae
Product: 3-carboxy-cis,cis-muconate cycloisomerase
Exons: 2
Coding region: 1-1446 (481 amino acids)
Molecular function (GO): catalytic activity
Source: RefSeq, a predicted model, not a curated record
AUGACUGCACUGAGACUGCACCGGCAUCUCAGGCUCAAUGCUUCCAAGGCGUGGCAGGCGCGGCACGCGCUGGCCAAACCCCGAAGACACAUGUCCGGCGUGAGUGCCAUCGACUCUCGGGUGUUUCGAAAUCUCUUUGGGGCGGAGCAGAUCCGGAAGGUCUUCAGCGACAUAGCCUAUCUGGAAAGAUGCGUCGAGGUCGAAAUCGCCCUCGCGAAGGCCCAAGCAAGGGCGAAUGUCAUCCCGCAGGACGCGGCAGACCAGAUCGCGAACAAGGCAGUGGCGUCGUCGCUCGACCUGGCGCGGCUCAGCGACGAGACCGAGAUUGUGGGGUACCCGAUCCUUCCCCUGGUGCGGCAACUCGCUGCCAUGUGUGGGGACUACGCGGGCAAGUACCUCCACUGGGGUGCCACGACGCAGGAUAUCAUGGACACGGCAUCGAUACUGCAGAUCCAAUCGGGCUUGGCCAUCGUCGAAGGCAAACUCGGCGAGGUGAUCAAGGCCACGGAGGGUCUCGCGGAAAAGUACAAAGCCACGCCGAUGGCCGGGCGGACACACCUGCAGCACGCGCUUCCCGUGACGUUCGGGUAUAAAUGCGCGGUUUGGCUUUCUAGCCUCUACCGACACCGGGAGAGGCUCGAACAGCUGCGGUCCCGCGCACUGAUGGUACAGUAUGGUGGUGCGGCCGGGACUCUGGCUUCGUUGGGAGCCGGAGAAGCAGGAGUGGUUGUUCGAAAGGAACUCGCCAACGAGCUGGGUCUGGUAGACCCCCCUAUCUCAUGGCACGUCGCACGAGAUGGUGUCGCCGAGACGCUCAAUCUGCUUGCGUUGGUGGGUGGGAGUAUUGGCAAAAUCGCCCUCGAUCUCAUGAUCAUGUGCUCGAACGAAUUCGCAGAAGUCGCGGAACCGUUCGUGCCUCACCGAGGGGCAUCAUCUACCAUGCCACAGAAGCGGAACCCCAUCUCCAGCGAGUUGAUGCUGGCUGCCUCCAAGGUCUUGAGAUCGAAUGCGAGCUUGGGCCUGGACGCGAUGGUCUCGGACUUUGAGCGCGCUUCUGGGCCUUGGCACCUCGAAUGGGUGGCCAUCCCCGAAAGCUUUACCGUGGCGGUUGGGGCUCUGCACCAGGCGGCAUUCGCCCUUUCUGGCCUCGUGGUCGAUGAGAAGCAGAUGUUGGCAAACCUGAACUCUACGGGCGGUCUCAUAGUAGGGGAGGCCGUCAUGAUGGGCCUGGCGCCACAUGUAGGCCGCCAGAAGGCUCACGACACGGUAUACAAGGCAUGUCAGGAAGCCGUAGAGAACAAGACUUCCUUGCUUGAGGCUUUGUCCCAGAGCAAGGAUAUUGUUGAUGCAUUGGGCAUGGACGAGCUGGAGAAACUGUGCGACCCAGUCAAUUACCUAGGAUCCUCGACUCGUAUGGUCGAUGAUGUCCUUGCGCUGAGAAGGUAG